This is a messenger RNA of Theobroma cacao (cacao), 738 nucleotides long. RefSeq names its product EG45-like domain containing protein. Lineage: Eukaryota; Viridiplantae; Streptophyta; Magnoliopsida; Malvales; Malvaceae. The record is from RefSeq and is a predicted model, not a curated record.
AAUAUAAAAAUCUAUUUGCUUCGUUGGCAGGGACGAACUUUACUGUUUUUCCAUUCUUCUCUACUUCUUUGGCAAAAUGCAGAUCAAGAAACUGCCACUGUUUCAACUUCUGUCAUUUCUCCUCUUUCUUUCAAAUCUUCUCCAUUUCUCCCAUGCCGAUGUUGGCACUGCUGCCCGGUACAGCCCCCCGUAUUUACCGACGGCGUGCUAUGGUGAUGACCAAUCCCAGUUUCCGUCCAGCAAUUUGUUCGCAGCAGCUGGAGAUGGGAUAUGGGACAAUGGAGCAUCGUGUGGGAGGCAAUACUUGGUGAGAUGCAUCAGCGCUUCAGAGCCUGGAACUUGUGUCCCUGACCAGACUAUCCAGGUCAAGAUUGUUGAUUAUGCUCCCAAUGCACAGUCUCCACCUUCGGCUCAAUCCACCAUUGUCCUAUCCGAGACGGCUUUUAGUGGAAUAACAAAUAUAGCAAUUGACUCCAUCAACAUAGAAUUCCAACAGGUAUGAUACAGGGGGUCUAGUCUCUAUGAAAUUACAUGCGUACCCUUGCGUUCACGGCAGGGCCGGGAAGAAGGAAACAUGAUCUGCUAAUCACUUGGAAUAGUCAGAAAGAAAUUUGAUUGGUUGAAUGAGACUCUUCUUUGUCAUUGUCAUUACUAAAUGUUUAUGGCAUUAUCCAUUACUCUUCGUUAAUGUUCAUAUGCAUUUUGAUAAAUAAAAAAAAAAGGAUCCUUUCAUUGUCA